Messenger RNA from Acanthocheilonema viteae, 947 nucleotides. Lineage: Eukaryota; Metazoa; Nematoda; Chromadorea; Rhabditida; Onchocercidae. The record is from the annotation of a GenBank genome assembly.
AUGACGACAAUAAUGCAAAAGGUGUUGUGGAUAUUUAUCUUCGACGUACCAUUGAUUGUUCAUUUGGAAUUGGCUUAACAGGUGGUACGGAUCAGUUGCAUCCGCCAUCAAUCACAUUUCUUAGACCAGGAAGUGUUGCACAUGUCAGCGAUCAACUACGAGUGGGAGAACAGCUCAAGCUGGUGAACGGGAUUGCUCUAAAUGAUCUUACACAUGAGCAAGUUAUGACGUUAUUACGAAAUUCCGGAAAUUGCGUGUAUUUACAAGUUGAAUACAAUCUUAAUGAUAAUGAUUUCAAGCAGCCCUCAAAUACUCGAUUAGCAUCUGCAGAUAUUCGAUUGAUGAAAGAGAAUAAUCGAGUUGGAGUUACAUUACGUGGUGGCGCAUAUGGACCUGAUCGAAAAAAAUCGAGACCUCUUACAAUUAUGAAUAUUCGGACCGGUAGUCCGGCUCAUCGAGAAAAACGUUUACGAAUUGGUGAUCGUGUGCUUGGUAUUAAUGGAGCUGAUGUAUUUAAUGCUACCUUAGCUGCUGCACAAAAAUUACUUUUUGAAGCUGUUAAUACUGUUGUUCUAACGGUUGAAUAUUAUAUCAAUAUAAUUGAUAUGACAUAUCGGAACAGUGAUCAUGUUUGUGUAAAAAUUGAAAAAGAUUUCAGUUUAGAUAUUGGAAUUGAACUUAUUUGUGAAAUUGAUCAUACAAAUAAGACGACAUAUGCAUUUUUCAUCGAUCAUUUAGUGCCAGCAUCAGCUGCUGAUAGAUGUGGUGCAUUAUUUCCCGGUGAUCAAAUCAUAGCAAUAAAUGGAUGCAAACUUGACUUUAUUCCAUUUUCAGAUGUUAAUCGGCUACUUCAAACACCUUUACCAACUGUUAUAUUGCCGAUGCAACGCUAUAUGUUAUCAAAUAAUCAGUUAAUUGAGGAUGAUGUUGAUGAUAAGUUUGAUUGA